UAAUAAUCAUUUCUCCUUACUGCUUCAUUCAUUUCAGAUCAGGUCGUAUUAUCCAGAAACUGAUACUUUACUGGCGUUAAAGAAACAUGACUUGGAUAAAAUCAGUGGAUCUUAAACAAGAAGUGCAAAUUACAAACAAGAACAGCAGCUGUAUUUGCAGUGCAGUUAAUAGAAAGAUUUGAUGUAAGACCAGUGUUAGUUUUUGGGGUACUUUUCCAAUUCCUUGGCUGUUUCAUGUCGGCAUUUGUAUCAUUGUAUCCUCUCUUGUUUUUUUCCAUGGCUGUAGUGUUGGGCAUUGGAUCAGCGUUAUCAUAUGUUACCUUUAUUGUUGCUGUGGAUACAUAUUUUGAUAAGAAGAAAUCUAUAGCGAUGCCACUGGCGACUUCAGGAGCAUCAUUAUCUGGAACGAUAUUUGCCCCGAUAUGUCAACGUCUUCUUGAACACUACGGAUUUCAUGAUGCCAUGCUCAUAUAUUCGGCGAUUUUCCUGAACUGUUUAGUAUGUGCGGCUUUGGUUUUUCCACUUGAAUCUAAAGAAUCUCAAAGAAAGGUCAGUGAAGACAGUUCAAUGGGAAUGUCAUUUUGUAGAAAGCCUUCGUUUAUCUUGUACAUGUUGACGAACUUAUUGUAUAUCAUAGCAAACUUUAUACCCAACGGACUCCUUCCUGAGACAGCAUUGUCCAAAGGAGUUACACAAAACGAUAUAUCUCUAACAUUUUCUGCAAACGGAAUUACACAAGUUAUUGGACGACUGAUGUUUGGAUUUCUAUCCCACAGAUUACCGCAUCAUAUAAAAUACUUAUGGAUUAUUUACCUUUUUGGAUUUGGAUUAUCUUUGUUGAUUGUGCCUUUAUCGACAACGUUCGUUCAUUUUUUUGUUUACAACCUUAUAAAUGGAAUUUUCAAUGGUGGUGCUAAUAUGGGUUAUAACCUAACCCUUAGAAACAUAGUCGAACCAAAACAUUACGGAAGAGCAAUCAGUAUAGCAUUAGUAAUGCAGGGAUUAGGAGCUCUUGUGGGGAAUCCUUUCGCAGCUUUCCUGAAGGACGUUUCUGGAAGUGGAGAUAUACCAUAUUAUUUUGGAUGUUUGAUUUUUAUUUUAUCGGGAUUAGUGCUUCUACCAAUUUCAAACAUCAAUCAGGCAAAGUCACCAGAAAUAGAAAUUACUGUGUCCGAAAAAGGCGUGUAUUCUCAUAAAGUCAUCGAUACCAACUUUUACGCAGUUAGAGAAAGAGAUGAACUUUUCAAUGGUCCUAUCAUUUGAUGGAUAAUGUCCGAAACACUUUCGAAUCCAUCAAAAUAUUUGUUGAUAUUUAACUGUUGUAUACGGAAUUUGCGCUCUGAUACGAAAAGAAAUGGUUGGAUAUAGCUGCUAUUCCUCGGAUACAUUCUUAAUGAUUUUUUCAAUUUUAUCCGAAUAAAAGUCAGAGAUAAGAAAUAAAAUGAAAAAUGAAAA
This is a messenger RNA of Mytilus trossulus (common blue mussel), 1455 nucleotides long. Its product is annotated as monocarboxylate transporter 12-B-like. The transcript has 6 exons. The coding region runs from base 235 to 1263 and encodes 342 amino acids. NCBI's taxonomy places the organism in Eukaryota, Metazoa, Mollusca, Bivalvia, Mytilida, Mytilidae. Gene Ontology annotation, cellular component: membrane. Gene Ontology annotation, molecular function: monocarboxylic acid transmembrane transporter activity. Gene Ontology annotation, biological process: transmembrane transport. The record is from RefSeq and is a predicted model, not a curated record.